UGCCGCCAUUAUCGUCUGUUUCCUUCAGCGCCGUGCGGUGGCUCUGCGGGUGCCGGCAACUGAGGCUCCCGGCUCCCCCCACCCCACCGGAGCAGGCCGGGCCGGGCGGUCCGCGGAGCUCGCCCGUGUCUCGGACCCGCGUCGGAAGCCUUAGCACCGUGAAGCGUUGUUUGUGCGCCUCGGCUAAUGGGCCGCGAGCGGGGUGGCCGCGCCAAGGUUUAUGAGCGGUUUUAGCGGCUCUGGCAGCUAUAUAUUUAGAGAGGCGGGGAGGAGUGAGCACCGAGAGAAGGCAACUCGAUACCUCUGAGGCGUCAGCGCAGUUCUGGUGCCAAAGUGUAAUUUUUUUUUUAAUGCUUUGCCCCUUAUGACGGUUAAGUCAUCUUUUUAAUAACUAAAAAAAAUUGGAUGCUGCUCCUAGUUGUCCUCCCGUGUGGUUAUGGUAAAGAAGUUCACGUCAUUUGAGCAGGACAGUUAAACCUCUGAUGAAACAUUAGUCAUGCAAUAGAUACAGGAUUACUUCCUUCAGAAACAAGCACCACCAUGCUGCAGUGUAAUGAAGCUGUUAGUUGCAACCAUUUCAAGAUGUUGCAGCAAAACAUGUUUUUGGACUUGAUUUUUACCUGUUUAGUUUAACUUCUGGAGCUUCAGAAUACAGUAAGGUGUAUUUUGAAAUACUUACUAUUCAUUUGUGGAUUUUUGAGCAUCAGAAAAAAUGGGAAACAUACCUAAUUACUGUAGAGGGGCCUUGGAGAUGAUUCCUUGAAACUGCUAGGAUGCCUGGCUGUUUUAAAAAGACUUUAUUUGCCUUGGCCUCUAUAAUAAGUUUUGCGUCUUUUCUCUUGAUUGUUGUUGCAAUGGGGACCCAAAAGUGGAUGACUGGAAAGAUCCUUUGCAAGACAGGAGUCGAUUUAGUCAAUGCCACAGAUCCAGAGCUGGUCAAGUUCAUUGGAGAAAUUUACUAUGGACUCUUUCAGGGUGGCAAAAUCCGCCAGUGUGGGUUGGGUGGGCGUCGUUCCAAAUUCACAAUUUUCCCACAUAUGGUGAAAAAGCUGAAUACAGGCCUGCAUGUGAUGAUUGUAAUGUUCCUUUGCGUGGCCCUUUUCUUUUCUCUGGUCAGUUUUGGAUUCUGCAUUCUUAACGCAAUCAAAGUUCCCUACCGGGCUAUUAAAGGUCCAGCAGGAGUGUGCCUCUGGAAUUUCCUUGCAGGUGGAUUUAUAGUACUUGCAGUCACCAGCUUUAUGGCUGCUGUAAAACUUCAUCACCUCACAGAAAGAAUUGCCAAUUUUCGGGAAAAUGUCUUUCAGUUUGUAAUCUUAGAAGAACAGUUUGAAGACUGUUUUUGGCUUUGUGUGGCAAGUGCCACAGCACAUGCAGUAAAUUUGUUGCUACUAGCCAUAAGUGGGAUUAAUUUCCCUAAGAUUAAGACUAAAACAGAAGAAGCAAAUGUUGCACCAGAAGAUAUCAUGUACUAAUAAAUCUACAUAAAGUACUUUGAUGAAGUGAACUGUCACAAUAGAAACAGUUCUUUGGCUCUUCAGCUUUUGAUUUGGAUGGACAAUUUUGGUGCAAUCAUCAGUACAGAUGCCACUUGCAAAAAUCUUCAGUAUUUUUUAAGUUCAGUCUACAGUACCAGCAAUUAAUGUUGAGUGUGGGAAAAAGAAAUGCUAGAAAUAUCAUUAUUUUCAAAACUGACCAAUAUAUGCAGUGAAUAUAUGCUAUCCACUGUAGUUUUUACAAAAUUCGUAUCUGAGAAAACUGUGGUGAAAUAUCUUUUUUGUUUAGAAAGAAAGAUAAUACAGAUUUAUUUCAAAACAGAAAGAACAGACAUUUGCCAAUUACUUUCUCAAAAUCAUCUGAAAAAUUUGAGAGGACCAGAUAAGAUACAGUUGAUGAUGUGCUGCAGCACUGGAAAAGAGAACUUCAGUAUCUGUGAAGCUAAAGUUUAGGAGAAACACAGGGAUAAGUAUGUGUGAAAUGGUGUUAAAACAGAAAUUAUCAAACCCCAGAAGAGAAAGAAGUGAGAAAAGUGAAGUUUAUAGGAUGCUAGUAAACAAAAAAAUUAUUACCUGCAAGAUGAAGGUUUCAUUGCAGCCUCUGAAAGGAAAGGAAACAAUCUGAGUAAUGUGCUUUCGAAUCACCUGAAAAAAAUAUUAUGACAGAUCAAUGGUGUUCAGACCUCUGCCAAAUCUUGUUUCUAUCUGAAAUCAAGUGAAAAUAAUUUAUGAUGAAACAGUACUAAAAUGAAAACAAAAAUUGAUGGAACAGUACUAAAAUGAAAACAAAAAUUAAAAUAGUUAAAUGGAUGGAAGAGUUAUUUUGUUAUGAAGUAUCAGAAUUCUCACAAACAUUCAACCAAUUUUCAGGUCACAAGUAAUGAAUAUUUCAGUGAAAAGAAUAUGCAAUUAAACAUGUGAUUUUUAGAAUAAAACUACCAUAAUGAACACAUACCAACUUUUUAGUGAU
Molecule: messenger RNA, 2463 nt
Organism: Dromaius novaehollandiae (emu)
Lineage: Eukaryota; Metazoa; Chordata; Aves; Casuariiformes; Dromaiidae
Gene: CLRN2
Product: clarin 2
Exons: 3
Coding region: 774-1472 (232 amino acids)
Source: RefSeq, a predicted model, not a curated record